Molecule: messenger RNA, 1998 nt
Organism: Orycteropus afer afer
Lineage: Eukaryota; Metazoa; Chordata; Mammalia; Tubulidentata; Orycteropodidae
Source: RefSeq, a predicted model, not a curated record
AUGCAACUCGCCCGACACAGCACCUCUGACACGGUGCCGUCCGACACAGCGCUGGAAGAAGGGCCCUGGGUGAAAGGCACUCAGAAUACGCUUGGCCGCAACAAGGGACUCACGUCGCCCAGCAUCAGUGAUGGCACAGGUGGUGCCCGCUGGAUUUCCUCAUGCUCGCCUGGGGAGAGGCAGCUCUCCAGCGUUUGGGGGGACAGGGAGGGGUGCCUCUGUGCUGUGAGCGCUACGGCAGUAAAUCAUUUGCCCAGAGUGACCGGUGUGCUCCCUGCAGGCCCCAGGAGAGCCCCAGGCAUUCCUAACUUAAAGGGGCCAGGGGCCUGGGUGCACCCAGCUGUGGCCGCCUGCAGUGACAUUUCCCCACAGGGUGACCGCUGCCUGGUGCUGCUUGGGAAGCACCGCCGACACCUGCCCAGCCUCCGGCGACACACAAGCUUCCACCGACAGGCGGUGGUGGCUGCACGAGAUGCAUUUCAGAAUGGAACCCGGCACUACCCACCACUGCUUCCGCAGGUGUGCGAGCACUCAGCAGGAAAGGCAUGGAUCACGCCUGUGGGACCCACUGAGCUCACACAAGGCAAGCGCCCACGAGACCAGCACCUGGCCCAGACACAGACUGUGGAACUGCACUGGAGCAGUUACUUCAAGUGGUGCCGUCUGGCGCGACAGCAGCGCAGUUCGCCGGAGCCCAGCAAUGUCCGGCCUCCGUUCGGGCCUCGGGACGGCGGGAGCUUGCACUCGGCCCGCUGGUUGGUUUCCGAGGCGCCUUGGGCUCUGACCGCCCUGGUCCGGAGCGAGCGCGGAUCUAGGGAGCCGCGCCCCGCGCCCCGCGGCCCACAAGGGCGCGAGUGUGUAGGCGCUGGCGAGCCUCUCCAAGAGGAGCAGGCGCUUCCGGCUCUCUCCCCAGGGGCCAGGACGCUGUCUGCCGGCCCGGAGCUGGGAGUGGCGCCCGGAGCGCGGGCUCUCGAGAAAGUGCCCGGACCCAGCUGCUCAGGCCUUUCCAGCCCCUACACGGGCAUCCCGCGCCCGCUCUCGGGACUGUCGCCGCGCCGCGCCGCCCGCGGGUCCGAAUGCUCCGAGUCCACGCGGUCCCGCCAACGCCUCCGGCUCGGCCCUGCGCCCGACAUCCCCCGGCAACAGUACAGCCGGCUGAACUCCUCCAGCCAGACCAACAGCCUCAAGGAUCUGCUGCAGAGCAAGAUCGAUGACCUGGAGCGGCAGGUGCUGUCUCGGGUGAACAGCCUGGCGGAGGGCAAGGGGGGGCCCCGGAACGACACGGAGGAGAGGGUCAAGAUCGAGAGCGCCCUGACCUCGCUGCACCAGCGCAUCAGCGAGCUGGAGAAAGGUCAGAAGGACAACCGGCCUGGAGACAAGUUCCAGCUCACGUUCCCUCUGAGGACUAACUACAUGUACGCCAAGGUGAAGAAGAGCCUGCCAGAGAUGUACGCCUUCACCGUGUGCAUGUGGCUCAAGUCCAGCGCGGCACCUGGCGUGGGCACCCCCUUCUCCUACGCUGUGCCUGGCCAGGCCAAUGAGCUGGUACUCAUUGAGUGGGGCAACAACCCCAUGGAGAUCCUCAUCAAUGACAAGGUGGCCAAGCUGCCCUUUGUGAUCAAUGAUGGGAAGUGGCACCACAUCUGUGUCACCUGGACCACCCGGGACGGGGUCUGGGAGGCCUACCAGGAUGGCACCCAGGGUGGCAGUGGCGAGAACCUGGCACCCUACCACCCCAUCAAGCCACAGGGCGUGCUGGUGCUGGGCCAGGAACAGGACACUCUGGGUGGUGGGUUUGAUGCCACCCAAGCGUUUGUGGGCGAGCUGGCCCAUUUCAACAUCUGGGACCGCAAGCUGACCCCAGGGGAGGUGUACAACCUGGCCACGUGCAGCACCAAGGCCCUUUCGGGCAACGUCAUCGCCUGGGCCGAGUCCCACAUUGAGAUCUUCGGCGGAGCCACUAAGUGGACAUUCGAAGCCUGUCGCCAGAUCAACUGA